AUGAAAAUACUCCUAUCAUCAGAUGAAGUUAACUUUAUUGUUUAUCGCUAUUUAGUAGAGAACGGAUUUAUCCAUGCUGCCUACGCUUUUUUUAAUGAAGCAAAUUUAUCCAAGAAUUCGUACUAUAUAAGUCAUGAUGGAAAGCUGCCAUGCCAUGCUCUGGUAACCUUUAUGCAGAAGGCACUGGUAUUUAUAUUUAUAGAGUACCAUACCGAAUGUAACAAUGCGAGAAUUUCCUGUAAGGAACCCUUUUCCCUUUUUAGAAGACAUGAAUGUUGUCCUGACGAGAAGGAUUUAGCUGAGGAACAGGAAAACAAAAUAGAAAUUCGGGAGAAUGAGAAAAGCACGAGCAAUAAUUUAAACAUAUGCACCUCGUGUAGAAAACCUUUUGGCAAUAAUAAUAUCAUUAAAAGUUAUUUGCCCAACUCUUUCAGCUGUAGUGACUUGAAUAGUGAUCCUUGCAUUAACAAUGUUAAUGACAAUGGCCCCAGUGGUGCUAAUGCUAAGAAUAACCCUGUUAGCAAGGGAGAUGGGGGUAAAGCUGACAAUGAGGAGGAAAACGGGAAAGCCAACCAGGAUAGCAACAAAACUGUUAAUCAGGUUAGUAACGGGAAUGGUAAAAACGCAAAUAACGACAUUAUCCAUAAAACAAAUGAUAGUGAUGGAGCCAAGGCGAAAACGAACUCGAAGGGCAGCAUUUACAAGAGCAGCUUUUCAAACUUUGCCUCGUUAAACUAUAACGACAGCAAUAUAUCUUUUAAGGAUAUCAAGAGGAAUUACGCGAACAUUUUCGCGCAAGGAAAAAAGUCCAAGAAAAGCUCUUCAAGUAAUAAGAAUAAUAACAGUAACAGCAGCGGCAGUAAUAAUGUCAGUAACAGCAAGAGUGAGGCUUCCAGCGGCAAUAACAACAAUGUCGGGGGAAGUAAUAAAAAAAAGGAUACCAUCGUUAGUAGCAGUAAGAACAGCAGUGGAAAAAAUAACGUGAGUAGCAAUAACAGAGAGGAGAAGGAAUCCAACAUGAAGGACGAACCGGAUGAUAUCAGCAGUAGUGGCAAUCAACGUAGGUCGUCCAAAAUUAUGAAAAUUGUAAGUAAAUCCAGUAAGGCGAAUGAAGCUGAGAACGGCAAAUGUAACAACAUCAGUGAUAGCAUCCUUUCUGAUGAUAAAAGAAAAGAUAAUAACCACGUAUCCAAUAUGAAGAAGGAUAAGCUGGAGCCUACUAAGCACAAUACUGCAAAGAAAUACCAUAACUUAAAUAACAACAUGAAAAAGAAUAAUGCAAACACAUCAAGUGGAAAAGGAACAAGUUUGAGCAAUAAUAACAAAAAUAGCAAUGGGAAGAAAAAGGAGUUAAAUGGUGGGAACGCAGGUCAAAAUAGCAAUUCAUCAAAUAAGAAAAAGAAAAAAAUGAAAAAAAAGAAAAAAGAAAGUACACCCAGCAAUUCAACAAAUAAUAGCAAGAAAACGAUAAAAAAUUCGCUAAAAAAAGACAAAAAAGAAAAGGGUAAUAAGAGCAUCACAUCAAAACAGAAAAGAAGUAACAGACAGAACGAGGAUAACGAGGACGAUGAGGAUGAUGAUGAAGUGUCUGAUGAAAACUCAGAAGAGGAUUCCGAAUUUUCCAAUGACAGUCAAGAUUAUAAUAAUAAAAACGUUUGCAAAGCCCCUUUGGAGGACAGUACCAAUAAUUCUGCGCAAACGAGGGAUAAUCCCUCAAGCAGUUCUAUUAACAAUAACGCGACAGUGGAGGAUAAAACGAAUGACUGUACGUAUGUCAAUUUUAAGAAGAGUAGAAAUACGAAUCUCAUUUCGAAUAGUUCUUCACAGAAUUCUACUAUCGAUGGGGUUAAAAGUGAAAUGAAUAAUUCGCAUAUAACGCAUUACGAUGGAUGUCCUGAUAAUGCUUGUAAUGGAAAUAUACAGGAAGAAGCAUUAGCAAGCGAAAAAUAUUUGAAUGGGAAUCAUUCAAAGGACGCAGCUAUGCUAAAGGGAGAGUGUGAACCCCCCGAGAUGGAAGCAAAAGAAGGGAAUAACUCAAAUAAAAAUCAAUUUAAUUUCAGUUUUGCAAGUUUUUUGAAUAAGAAAAUAAGUUCUAUUUUUAAUGACAGCUGUGAUAAUCAUGGCUUAAAUGGGGACAAUCAUAAUAAGGAUAGCAAUAACGAAAGUUGCAAGGGUAAUAGCAACGACAGCACUGUGAAGGAUGGCUCGAACAACGAACAGGUGCUGCCGCAGGAUGCACAAGAUCCUCCACCAAGUGAGGCCUACAAGAGCGUCAGCAGUAGUAAGGACCGGUACAACAAAUUUAGCCAAAAGAGCAAGCUGAUAAAGGAUGAAUAUAUCGAGGCUAAAUACGAAAAGGAACAUCUCCCAAGAGAACAAACGAACGGGACGGAAAAGACGGAAGAGGCAGCAGGGGAGGGCGGGGCACCUGCGAGGAAACAAAAAAGACUAUACGAUAACAGUAGUGCUAUGAAAGUGGAAGGGGGAGGGGAUUCACACCAAAUGGAAGAACACGAAAAUGAUAAAAUAUGUGUAGAGGAAAAAAAAAGGAAGAAGUCUUCCAUUUAUGAAGAAAAUUAUAAAAACGAAAUGAACAAAGAAUUUUUUAAAAAACUAACGCAGACAUCGCCAAUUAAGGAGGAUAACCAAUCUAGAGCGAAUGGUUCGGUUGAUAGGAAGGAGGAAAAGGAAGAUGAACUUAGUCGGGGAGUAGAACAACAGGGAGUGCAUAGUGAAUUGGGAAGAGCCGAAAGUCGUGACCUGCAACACCCUGGGGGAUAA
Messenger RNA from Plasmodium inui San Antonio 1, 2781 nucleotides. RefSeq lists its product as hypothetical. Lineage: Eukaryota; Apicomplexa; Aconoidasida; Haemosporida; Plasmodiidae. Bases 1 to 2781 code for a protein of 926 amino acids. Gene Ontology annotation, molecular function: protein binding. The transcript has a single exon. The record is from RefSeq and is a predicted model, not a curated record.